Marchantia polymorpha subsp. ruderalis is the source of this 3240-nucleotide messenger RNA. Lineage: Eukaryota; Viridiplantae; Streptophyta; Marchantiopsida; Marchantiales; Marchantiaceae. The record is from the annotation of a GenBank genome assembly.
CCCCUUCCACUCCCUUCCCUUCGCUUACUUUUCUGCAGAGCUUCUUGCUGCGGUCGCUGCUGCGUCUUCUUCCGUCCUCCUUCCUCCCCUUCUUGUGCCCGGUGUUUUAUUCGGUGCUGCUGGUGCUGGCUGGUGCUGUGGAUGAGGAUGAUUGUGGUGAUGUGAAUGAGUUGUUAAGCAAAAGGAGGACGAGCAGUGAAAUUUCCUCGUUCUUUUCUGUGCUGCGCUAGAGGUUAAAACCGCGUUCCAUGUCGAUAGUUUUCGGUGGAGUGACGGGAGGAGGGAGUGGGUGUUGAGUAAGCGGCAAGAGAAGUCGGAGGCAGGGAGGGAGAGAGGCAGAGAGAGGGAGGAGGGAAAAGUACUUUUUCGGAUACAGAGGGAUGGAGUUGGCUGGCGGUGCGAUUGACCGUUUCGUUUGUGGCAAGCUCUUCAAGUAAUUGGGCUACGGUGCGCGUAUCUGAACUGUGAAAGCCGAGGAGAUGAGAGUAGUAGCCUUUUGAGUUGAUUGUUGUGAAGGGACAGGUUGAUCGCUCUAGGAGUUCCCGGAAGAAAUUACACUCGUCUGUCAGUCGUCGACUUCGCUGCCGGGAUGCAGCUUUCACCGGAGUCGGAUCCCGAAGUCGGGUUGCUGAGGUGCUGUCCGGUGUAGAAUUGGGCUUCAGUCUUCUGCGACUGCAUUGCAUCUGUUGGUGCCGUUGACCCAGGAGUGAUUGGCUUUGCUUACCUUGAGGGCUCGUAGAAAUCGAUGGAUAGCUCCCUCGGCAUUGGGACAAAUCAUCAGCCGGGUGCCCAAAACGAACCUUUUUUUGAUUUGUUGCAGCCUGCGGUGACGUCCUCGUCAUCGUUGGGUCAAAACCCACCUCAAAAUAGUUCCAAGAUGGAAAAUUCAGGAGAAUUUAAUUUUAGCGACGAUGUCCUACCAAGCUUCGAUUUCCAGCCAAUUCGGACAUCGGGGGCUCCUCCUUUGAAGACGAGCAAUAGUGGAGCAGGAAGAAUGGAAGAGAGCCGAAGCCGUCAAGCUUCGCCCCCACCUUCGUACUCGUCUUAUGAACCUAUGCAGGUACGUCGAUCCCGGGAACCUCCUCCAACUUAUGAAGCCCCUUUACCUAGGUCACAGGAGCAUGAGAAGGAAUCUUUCGAGACAGCUACGGUGGCUGCUGUGGAACGCACAAUGAAGAAGUAUGCUGAUAAUCUGCUGAGAGUGCUCGAAGGUAUGAGCGGGCGACUUUCUCAGUUGGAGUCUUCUACUCAGCGUCUUGAGGAGUUGUAUGGAGAAAUAAGAAAUGACGUUGUCAACAAUCAUGGGGAAGUUGAUGGAAAGCUGCGCUCAUUGGAAAAUCACAUAUUGGAGGUUCAAAGAGGUGUACAGCUGCUCCGUGAUAGGCAAGAGCUUGCAGAAGCACAGUCGCAGCUUGCCAAGCUUCAAGCUGUCACCAAGAGUGACGUUGCACCUCACAACAGUGCUCCCUCGGCACCCCCUCCAGUUAUUGAGCAAUUGCCUGAGUUGUCACGAGCUUCAUCAGGGAAGGCUCUCUUGGAAGAUUCACAGCAGCAGAUGUCGAAUGUGGCCUCGUCCCACUACCAGCAACCUCAGCCACAACAUCUACAGCAGCUGCAGCUGCAGCUGCCCUCCGUACCUUCUCAUUCACUGCCGCAGCCUCUUCCUCAGCAACAGCAACAGCCGCAGCCACAAGCCCAACAGCACCAACCACAGCAACAACAGAGGAAUCCCAGCAAGAAAAAAGGAAAAGGAGGGGUGCAUCAAGGACCACAGAUGCAGCAACAGAGUGAGGUUUCUCACCAAAUUCUACAGCAGCAGCAGCAGCAGCAGCAGCCUCCUCCUCCUCCCCCACCUCCUCAACAGAUGUCGCAUUCACAACAUUCUCCUCCUCCACCACCACCACCACCACCAUCUCAGAUGACCAUGCCCUUCUAUUCUCAACAGCAGCAACCUCUUCCACAGGCACCACCUCCGAUGCCAACAUAUGGCCACCAACCAGAGGCUCCAGCUUACAACCAGCAUCCUCAGGGUCCUCAUCAUGUCCCUCCAACUCCCCAAAGCUACCCUUCAGACCUUCCCAGUUAUCAUCCUUCAAACUAUGGACCGCCUGGUUCUGGCUUGGCUCAACCUCCACGUCAGUCUUCUCAAAUUCCACCAAGUUCACAUAUCCAACAGCAUCACAAUGUUCCCAUGUACGAUCCCUCUCUAGCAAGGAACGGGUCUGGGCAGUUGGCCCUGCCACCUCCAUAUCUCCCUCAAGCACAGCAGGUUUCUAAUUCUCCUAUCUAUGAACCUCAGUCACCUGGAAGUGGAUACCCCAGCUCCUCGUAUCGGGUUGCACAGCCAGUCCCAUCAGCUCCUUCUGGUGGUGGGUAUCCACGGUUGCCUGUUGCACAGCCUUUACCUCAUGCUAUGCCGGCUGGUGGUAGCGGAGGUGGUCCUCCUGGAACACCUCCCCUUUCGACGAAUCGAGUGCCAAUAGACGAAGUGAUUGACAAAGUGACAGCCAUGGGAUUCUCUAAGGACCAGGUCAGGGCUGUUGUGAGACGACUGACAGAAAAUGGGCAAUCGGUGGAUUUGAAUAUCGUUUUAGAUAAACUCAUGAAUGGCGGCGAUGCUCAGCCACCACCGAAGGGUUGGUUUGGGCGAUAGUUGGAGGUCAAAGUAGGUUCAUAAUUCUUCGUUUCUUUCUGGGGACUCUCAGACUUUGUCUGUGCACCGGUGUGCACUGAUACCACAAAAAGAGGGCAGAAUUUGAAGGACCUUUGUGUAUUUGUUUUCUGGGUAGGUAAGACCUUGCACGCAAUUGUACAUAGAUAGGUCUUUUUGCUUGCUAUUUCUGCAGGUGUAUGUUGGUGAUAUUGUGAAUUUUACUGCAGAAGCUUACAUUUGGCCUGGAAGGCAGGUAGAGUCAAUAACGACAAUGUAUCUAUUACUACCUCCCUAAAGUCCAGAACAGUGAUUGACUGCAGGUCUGCACUUGAGAUUUACCGUUUAUGAGAUGACCCUAGAGUAGAACUUGUUCUAGUCGGUCUGUUUCAUUGAGGAAGGAAAGUUGUCUUACACUUCAAUCGUGAGUUUUGACCACGCACUAAGCAACUGCGGCCGGCUUGGGUUGCGAUUUUUAAUUUAGAUCUUUGUUAAGCCUCACAAUAAGUGAACUUGUAAUUUCAGAAGAAGAUUGUAUGCUAGGUUAUACGAACUUGGGCUCAUGCACUGGAGUCUAUGUGUCAAGGUUU